GUGUGCAUAAAAGCUUUUGGUCAAACAAGAUGGCGAAAAAUUGGAAAACAGAAUCAUUUGCGUGCUGUUUCCGAAAGUUUCUCUAAAAUAAAGUGAUUUAUUUUAAACAAAAGUAGUUAGUAGUUAGGUAGUUAGCAUGUCCUGGAGCUGAGUCAAUAGUUUGGCGUUCGUUUAAUCUGACGGCAUCAUUUCGGUAACCCGGCCAAUUUGCAAGGCCACAGCUGCAAGAAUCCAGAAUGUUCUCGUCGCGGCAGUUGGAAUGCGGUUCGGUGGUUCCGGGAGAGGUGGAGAGUACGGAGAUUAUCUGGACAACAGGUCAUCGACGUCCUCCGUUUCGAACCACUCACACGCUUCUGGCUUGCCCUCAACGUGCGGUGUGUCACAGCAUGCGCCAACACCGGGCGACCAACGAUCUGCUGUCGGAGCUGAGCGGACUUUUGCUGGACAGUGCCAACGCUGGCGGCAAGUUGAUCCGUUUUGCAAACCUUUUUAACAAACCUGUUCCGCCCAGCCCUCUAUCGCGCUCAUUCAAAACAACAAACAACACGACCUUCUCCCUGAACUUCCCACCGGAAAUUGGCUCUACCUCAUAACCCACAAGAUCCCCCUUAUUAGCACCUUCCCCGACCCGGACAAGUAGCUGCUUCUAGCGAUGGCAGAGUGAGUUGGGAGAGCAGAGGGGUUAUGACGAGGGGACCUGGUGGAGGAGCGAUUCGGCGGUCCAACUCAACGAGUGCACCCUGACAGCAAAGCGAUGCUGCCAAAGUCUGGUCACUUGCCAACGCCAUGCCAAAAGAGGUUCCCGACAUCGAUCGUGAUUGCUUGUGAAAGUCGUGAAAGUAUGUUAUUUAGAAUGUAAAUUUAAGAAUAAAAAAACCUGCAAACUUGUUUCAAUAAAAAUACAUAAAUUAG
Molecule: messenger RNA, 912 nt
Organism: Culex pipiens pallens (northern house mosquito)
Lineage: Eukaryota; Metazoa; Arthropoda; Insecta; Diptera; Culicidae
Exons: 3
Coding region: 237-593 (118 amino acids)
Source: RefSeq, a predicted model, not a curated record